AUGGCUCCCGCCUUCUUCCAAGACCCGGAAGAGGUCGUGUGCUUCUUUGUUGUUAUCUUUGCGCCCAUAAUCGUGGCUGGAUUAACUGCGCUCCGCUUCGUCGCCACUCGUCGUGCGCAUCGCAGCCCUGGGCUCGAGGACUAUAUGGCUCUACUCGGCCUCGUCACCUUUGUGUUGUUUUGCCUUCUUUCCUUGGUCUCAACGACCUAUGGGGACGGGAGAGCGUACGACGUCGUCGCUGCAGAGGACCCAGAAAGAUAUGCAAGGUUCCAAAAGUUGGUCUUUGGAGCCCUGAUCGCUUUCCUGUUCAAUAGCCUUUUUACCAAGCUGAGCAUUCUGGCACUUUUGCAUCGCAUCUUUGGCAUCAAGCAAGAAUAUGCCGUGGCCAUCUACAUUGUCGCAGCGUCGCAGAUAGUCUGGCUUGUCGCCAUGGUCAUCUUGCAAGCGGUCCAGUGUCGACCGACUGCGAAAUUCUGGAACGUCACUCUCGAGGGACAUUGCAUUCGCGAAAGCGUCGUCAUCUUGAUCUCGGAGAUUCCCAACUCAGCGUCCGACCUGGUCGUUGUCUUUCUCGCCCUGUGCAUGCUGCGACCCAUCCAAGUGAGCAGCGCGGCCAAAUGCAGGCUCAAUAUUUUGUUCAGUCUCGGUUCCAUCUCCAUUCUACCAGAGAGGUUCUUUUCGCGCAAGUCGCCCUGGAGUUUUUCAAGCUUGCCCGAUUGGAGGCGAGGACUUUCGGUACAGAGUAGUCAAACUCCACGCAACAUGGACUACAAUGGUGGAGGAUCGGCGACAGACUUGGACCUUUUGGAAGCCCUUCAUGAGCCUAGUAACGGCCAGUUUCAGGGUGAAGCAUCGUACAAAGGCGACCAUUCCACCAAAGUAAAAACGUCGCCAAGGCCUGACGUGUAA
Messenger RNA from Pestalotiopsis fici W106-1, 909 nucleotides. RefSeq lists its product as uncharacterized. The transcript is spliced from 4 exons. Lineage: Eukaryota; Fungi; Ascomycota; Sordariomycetes; Amphisphaeriales; Sporocadaceae. The coding region runs from base 1 to 909 and encodes 302 amino acids. The record is from RefSeq and is a predicted model, not a curated record.